This is a messenger RNA of Calypte anna (Anna's hummingbird), 1281 nucleotides long. It is a transcript of the gene PPIE, whose product is annotated as peptidylprolyl isomerase E. The record is from RefSeq and is a predicted model, not a curated record. Gene Ontology annotation, biological process: protein folding; protein peptidyl-prolyl isomerization. The transcript has 10 exons. Gene Ontology annotation, molecular function: peptidyl-prolyl cis-trans isomerase activity; RNA binding. NCBI's taxonomy places the organism in Eukaryota, Metazoa, Chordata, Aves, Apodiformes, Trochilidae. The coding region runs from base 48 to 953 and encodes 301 amino acids. Gene Ontology annotation, cellular component: intracellular membrane-bounded organelle.
GGAAGUGUGGGCGGAGCCUCCGCAGGGUUCCGGUGCGGGCGGGGAAGAUGGCGAGCACCAAGAGGGUGCUGUACGUGGGUGGGCUGGCGGAGGAGGUGGACGAGAAGGUUCUGCACGCCGCCUUCAUCCCCUUCGGGGACAUCACCGACAUCCAGAUCCCGCUGGACUACGAGACCGAAAAGCACCGGGGAUUCGCUUUCGUUGAGUUUGAGCUGGCAGAGGAUGCAGCAGCAGCUAUUGACAACAUGAAUGAGUCUGAGCUCUUUGGCAGGACAAUUCGGGUGAACCUGGCUAAACCAAUGCGAAUUAAAGAAGGGUCAUCCAGGCCUGUCUGGUCGGAUGAUGAGUGGCUGAAGAAAUUUUCAGGGAAGACUCUGGAGGAGAACACAGAGGAGGCAGGAGCAGAGGCCCCCAAAACAGAGGCACAGGAGGGUGAGCCUCCUGCCAAGAAAUCCCGGGUCAACCCUCAGGUUUUCAUGGACAUCAAGAUUGGAAACAAACCUGCGGGGCGGCUGCAGAUCCUCCUGCGCUCAGACGUGGUGCCCAUGACCGUGGAGAAUUUCCGCUGCCUCUGCACCCAUGAGAAGGGUUUUGGCUUCAAAGGGAGCAGCUUCCACCGCAUCAUCCCCCAGUUCAUGUGCCAGGCUGGAGACUUCACCAACCACAACGGCACCGGAGGCAAAUCCAUCUAUGGGAAGAAGUUUGAUGAUGAAAACUUCAUUCUGAAACACACGGGGCCAGGGCUGUUAUCCAUGGCAAACUCAGGCCCAAACACCAACGGCUCCCAGUUCUUCAUCACCUGUGAUAAAACAGACUGGCUGGAUGGGAAGCACGUGGUGUUUGGGGAGGUGACAGAGGGCAUGGACGUGGUGCGGCAGAUCGAGGCUCAGGGCACCAAAGAUGGGAAACCGAAGCAGAAGGUGAUUAUCUCAGACUGUGGGGAGUGCCCAUGAGCUCUGCUCCUGGAGAGGGCUGGAUGGGGGGGAGCCUGGACUGAGGAGUUGGCUGGGCUGGGGUGGUCCCACCACCCCCCUGGCAGUGCCCAGCUCCUGCUGAAGAUCCCUUGUGGCUCCUGGUGAAAUUCUCCUGCAAAGCUUGGUGAGAACGUGGCUGUUUAGAGCAGGGCUGGUUCUGCUGCCCUCUUCUGGAAAGACGUUAUGUUUAGGUAAAAAUAAAACCUUGUAUUGAAAAUAUUGCAGCCCUACCCCUGGCUGCUGGGUUCUGACAGUGUGAGGAUGGUCUUUGAGCAGAGAUGAUAUAUAAAUAUAUAUUUUUUAAUUU